GAGGGAAGAUGGCGGACGGCGUGGACCACAUAGACAUCUACGCGGAUGUGGGCGAAGAGUUCAACCAGGAAGCGGAAUAUGGUGGGCAUGAUCAGAUAGAUUUGUACGAUGAUGUCAUCUCUCCAUCUGCAAAUAAUGGCGAUGCCCCAGAAGACCGGGACUACAUGGAUACUCUUCCACCAACUGUUGGUGAUGAUGUGGGGAAAGGUGCAGCGCCAAAUGUUGUCUACACUUACACUGGAAAGAGAAUUGCAUUAUAUAUUGGAAAUCUAACAUGGUGGACAACAGAUGAGGACUUAACUGAAGCAGUUCAUUCUUUGGGAGUAAAUGAUAUUUUGGAGAUAAAAUUUUUUGAAAAUCGGGCAAAUGGACAAUCAAAGGGAUUUGCCCUUGUUGGUGUCGGAUCUGAAGCAUCUUCCAAAAAGUUAAUGGAUCUGUUGCCUAAAAGGGAACUUCACGGUCAGAAUCCUGUCGUGACUCCGUGCAAUAAGCAAUUCCUGAGUCAGUUUGAGAUGCAGUCCAGGAAAACUACACAAUCAGGACAAAUGUCUGGGGAAGGUAAAGCUGGUCCUCCAGGAGGCAGUUCACGUGCAGCAUUUCCACAAGGUGGUAGAGGACGGGGCCGUUUUCCAGGGGCUGUUCCCGGUGGGGACAGAUUUCCUGGGCCAGCAGGACCAGGAGGGCCACCUCCACCUUUCCCAGCUGGACAGACUCCACCCCGUCCACCUUUGGGCCCUCCAGGCCCACCUGGUCCACCAGGUCCUCCACCUCCUGGUCAGGUCCUGCCACCUCCUCUAGCAGGACCUCCCAAUCGAGGAGACCGCCCUCCACCACCAGUUCUUUUUCCUGGACAACCUUUUGGGCAACCUCCGUUGGGUCCACUUCCUCCUGGGCCUCCACCUCCAGUUCCAGGCUACGGCCCUCCUCCUGGUCCACCGCCUCCACAGCAGGGACCACCUCCACCUCCAGGCCCCUUUCCACCUCGACCACCAGGUCCACUUGGGCCUCCCCUCACUCUUGCUCCUCCUCCACAUCUUCCGGGACCACCUCCAGGUGCCCCACCACCAGCUCCACAUGUGAAUCCUGCUUUUUUUCCUCCACCAACUAAUAGUGGCAUGCCAACAUCAGAUAGUCGAGGUCCACCACCAACAGACCCAUAUGGCCGACCUCCACCAUAUGAUAGGGGUGACUAUGGUCCUCCUGGGAGGGAAAUGGAUACUGCAAGAACACCAUUGAGUGAAGCUGAGUUUGAAGAAAUCAUGAAUAGAAAUCGGGCCAUCUCAAGCAGUGCUAUUUCAAGAGCUGUGUCUGAUGCCAGUGCUGGUGAUUAUGGGAGUGCUAUUGAAACAUUGGUAACAGCAAUUUCUUUAAUUAAACAAUCCAAAGUAUCUGCCGAUGAUCGUUGCAAAGUUCUUAUUAGUUCUUUGCAAGAUUGCCUUCAUGGAAUUGAGUCCAAGUCCUAUGGCUCUGGAUCAAGACGUGAACGAUCAAGAGAAAGGGACCAUAGUAGAUCACGGGAAAAGAGUCGGCGUCAUAAAUCUCGGAGUAGAGAUCGCCAUGAUGAUUAUUACAGAGAGAGAAGCAGAGAGCGAGAGAGACACAGGGAUCGGGAUCGGGCGGACCGGGAGCGUGACCGAGAGCGAGAAUACCGUCAUCGUUAG
Molecule: messenger RNA, 1661 nt
Organism: Peromyscus eremicus (cactus mouse)
Lineage: Eukaryota; Metazoa; Chordata; Mammalia; Rodentia; Cricetidae
Product: cleavage and polyadenylation specificity factor subunit 6-like
Biological process (GO): mRNA alternative polyadenylation
Cellular component (GO): mRNA cleavage and polyadenylation specificity factor complex
Molecular function (GO): mRNA binding
Source: RefSeq, a predicted model, not a curated record